This is a messenger RNA of Rotaria sordida, 703 nucleotides long. The record is from the annotation of a GenBank genome assembly. Lineage: Eukaryota; Metazoa; Rotifera; Eurotatoria; Philodinida; Philodinidae.
CAUGAUGACAAUUCAUUACAUCAUUGAGCAAAUAGUACAUAAAAUGAAUAAUUAAAUAAACUACGAAGUAUUUUCUUUUAUGUUUUCAUGAUAAAAAUGAUAAGAAAAGAAAACAAAAUAUUAUAUGAUAAUUUCUUUAGGUAAUAUACUUGAUGCUCAAAAUCUUGAUCGUUUAAAUCAAAAUGGUAUUACACAUAUUGUAAAUUCAACACCAGAUUUACCAUUAUUCUGGGAAAAAGAAUGUCAAUAUAUGCGAGUUGAUGUACUUGAUUUACCAUCUGAAAAUAUUCGAAAAUAUUUUGAUAAAACAUUUCAAUUUAUUGAUGAAGCAUUGCAUAUAAAAACUAACAAUGUUCUUGUUCAUUGUUCAGCUGGUAUUAGUCGUAGUCCAACAUUGGUACUUGCUUAUAUGAUAAAAAAAUAUCAUAUGACAUUAGAUGAAGCAUUUAAUAAAAUGCGUCAAUUACGUCAAAUAGUUGAUCCUAAUAUUAGUUUUAUUGUACAAUUAAGAGAUUGGGAAAAAUUAAAUCAAAUGACAACAACAACAACAACAACCAUUGAAUCAACUGAUGAUAAUAAUAAUAAUAAUAAUAUGACUUGUACUAGCACAAGAUCAACAUCAAAUAGUAUAUAUUGUGGUUCAACAUCGAAAACUAAGACAGAUAAGAAAUCACGUACAGAAUCAGCUAUUAUUGUUACUUAG